Molecule: messenger RNA, 180 nt
Organism: Dovyalis caffra
Lineage: Eukaryota; Viridiplantae; Streptophyta; Magnoliopsida; Malpighiales; Salicaceae
Source: the annotation of a GenBank genome assembly
AUGAUUCACUUCGCUUUAUUGGGUGGUUGUGUCCACCCUGAUGAUGAAAUGGCUAAAAGAAAGUCAUUAUCUUUUGUCUCUAUUGCCUUAGUCUUAGCAGUUGCAAUCGAUGUAUUUAAGGCCUUGGCAAUGUAUCUAGGAUUAGGAAUAUUUCUCAACACUAUGGCAUACCUCCUGUAA